Messenger RNA from Erigeron canadensis, 988 nucleotides. RefSeq names its product peroxidase 72. Gene Ontology annotation, molecular function: heme binding; peroxidase activity. Bases 11 to 985 code for a protein of 324 amino acids. Gene Ontology annotation, biological process: response to oxidative stress; hydrogen peroxide catabolic process. NCBI's taxonomy places the organism in Eukaryota, Viridiplantae, Streptophyta, Magnoliopsida, Asterales, Asteraceae. The record is from RefSeq and is a predicted model, not a curated record. The transcript is spliced from 4 exons.
UUAUAACAAAAUGGCUCGAUCAAUCACCUUGGUCAUGGUUCUAAUCUCUAUCAUGUCUCUAGCCAAUGGGUCUAACCUCUACCCUCAGUUUUAUGACCACACUUGUCCACAAGCUAAAAAUAUCGUAAGGUCUGUUGUUGCGCAAGCUGUUGCGAAAGAGGCCCGUAUGGCUGCUUCUUUGCUCAGGCUCCAUUUCCACGAUUGCUUCGUCAAGGGGUGUGAUGCUUCAAUACUACUUGACAAUAGUGGAACCAUAAUUAGCGAGAAAGGAUCAGUGCCAAACCGCAACUCAGCUCGUGGUUUUGAAGUCAUUGAUCAGAUAAAAGAGGCACUAGAGAAGGCGUGCCCUCAAACCGUCUCAUGUGCAGAUGUUAUGGCUCUUGCCGCUAGAGACUCAACUGUUCUGACUGGUGGGCCAAGCUGGGAAGUUCCAUUGGGCAGAAGGGACUCAUUAGGUGCAAGCUUGAGUGGUUCUAACCAAAACAUUCCUGCUCCUAACAACACUUUUCAGACCAUUCUCACCAAAUUUAAGCUCAAGGGUCUUGACAUUGUUGAUUUCGUUACACUUUCUGGAAGCCAUACCAUUGGAAAUGCUAGGUGCACUAGUUUCAGGCAAAGGCUAUACAACAACACAGGAAACGGGAGGCCCGACUUUUCGUUAGACCAGUCAUACGCUGCCAAGCUUCGUCAGAACUGCCCGAGAUCUGGUGGUGAUCAGAACCUUUUUGUCAUGGAUCCCCUCUCACCUACAAAGUUCGAUAACAAUUACUACAAGAACUUAAUAGCUUCAAAGGGACUUCUAAGUUCUGAUGAAAUAUUGUUCACACAAAACCAACAAACAAUGCAGUAUGUGAAGCAGUAUGCUGCAAACCAAGAGCUUUUCUUCCAGCAGUUUGCAAAGUCAAUGGUUAAAAUGGGAAAUAUUACACCGUUGACCGGUAAAAGUGGUCAAAUCAGAAAGAUAUGCAGGAAAGUCAACAGUUAAAAA